Bolinopsis microptera is the source of this 3400-nucleotide messenger RNA. Its product is annotated as carbohydrate sulfotransferase 14-like. The transcript is spliced from 2 exons. Gene Ontology annotation, molecular function: sulfotransferase activity. Lineage: Eukaryota; Metazoa; Ctenophora; Tentaculata; Lobata; Bolinopsidae. Gene Ontology annotation, cellular component: membrane. The record is from RefSeq and is a predicted model, not a curated record. Gene Ontology annotation, biological process: carbohydrate biosynthetic process. Bases 47 to 1207 code for a protein of 386 amino acids.
UAUUCAGGUUUAAGGAUUUCUUAUGUAGACAGGGCCACCCACUACGAUGUCUUGCAUCACAAGACACCAAAUCAUGGUAGCACUAAAGAUACUUGCCCUAGCCGCUCUGAUUGUUGUCAACAUGGCCAUAUUUAACGGAAACAUCAGGUUUCCCUCCGACCUAAUGGCAGGUAAUGCUGUUGAGGCGUCAACAGAGGAACCCACUGCUACUGUCAUUCCUACUGCUACUGCAGCUAACCAUGUCGAGCACGUUAUACAACUGAGGUUUGAAAAGAGAUCUGACAACGUCAGGAGGAUUUGUGAUGUUCCGGAAAAUCAAGCAGCAACGGUUACCAAACCGCAGGAACUGUUUGAUGUUCCGUCCAUCGGGUUGUUGUGGUGUCCGACUUUCAAAGCAGGAAGUUCCAACUGGUUGGACCUCUUCUGCAAAGCAAACUUCAACCACCACAUCUAUGAGGAUUGUGACAUAUCAACAAUGAGAAAGAACAACCCCACUACACGAUACCUCUCAGCGGAGCCUGAUGAGUUUCACUAUAACAAGGUAAUGAAGGAAGAGCUGGGAUUACCCUUUAUGACGGUAAGAAAUCCCCUAGCUAGAUUCCUAAGUGCGUACAGAGACAAGUGGGAAUUGGGUGUGUGGUAUCCUUUCUACAGGAAGAGACAAGGAGAGGAGAUAGUAAAGAAGUACAGGAGUGUCAGCCACCAGGUAACUGAUGUUGAGAAGGAAGCCUUGCUAAUGGCUGCUAGGAAAGUGAUACAAGAUCACCAACAAAUGAAUCUCCUACCAGAAGACGUACAUAACAACCCUUAUUUAAACCCACCUGGUCCUACUUUUAGAGAGUUUGUCAAAUGGGCUGUGAACGGAGGGAUGGAUCCCCACAUAAUGCCGUACUAUCAGAGCUGUGCGCCGUGUUCCAUCGAUUAUAACAUUCUCCGGUUGGAGAAGUUGAACGAAGAGAGUGGCUACCUGUUUAGUGUGAUAGAGCGGUCUUAUCUAAACCUGGAUUUCAGGAUGUCUCUCAAUGUGCACGGUAAGACAGAUGAGUGUCUCCACAGGUACUACCAGACCAUCCCCAGACAUGAUCUUCAGGCUCUGUACAACCAGUUCUUCAAGGAAGACUGUGAGCUCUACUCCUAUCCGUGCAAGGAAACCAUGAAUGAGAUUCUCUCUUUAGGCAGAAUAACAAAGGAAAUCGUCAAGUGUUAGCUCUGCAAAGAAAGCUUGACUUGAGAUAUAGGUUACGGUAAUCGUAACGGACUGUUGAAAUUAAGGAGGGACUUAAUAAUUUGAGCUUGAAUUUCUUUUAUACAUUAAUUUCAAUCUAACGAUUUAUAAAACAGGUUUUUAUUCUAAUUUAUUAUUCAGAUAAGUUGAGUAGAUGAGUUGAGUAGGUGAUUUGGCUAAAUUCAUCAAUAUUAUCGUGUUUCUUUAAAUUGUUUGGUAAUCCAAGUAGCUUUAACGAAUUUAUAAACCUUAAAAAUAUUUUCGUGUGUAAUUUUGCUAAAUACUUACAAUAAUUUACUUAAAAUUAGAUUUUUAAGCAUUUUUAUGUCGCGAAUUUGUAAUUUAUAGCUGGUAAUAGCAUGUGAAGUUAAUUUAAAUGUAAUAUGUUAAUUCCUAAAACAUAUUAUGUCUUUAAUAUAAUAUUACAAUAUGUAAGCAUGUGGAACGUAUUGUAUAUAAUACUAAACCUAAAUAUUUUCUUACCAAUUCUUUUAUUGUAAAUAGUUUUAUAGUUUUUAUAGAUUUUGAUAAACAGAUUUAUUCUACCAAAACAAACUCCUGCGUUUAAAUGUUUUGACCUCGUGUUCCAUUACUAAUUAAUUACAUUGCAACAUCGUGACUAAAUUCAAGAAUAAAAUAAAAUUAAUCAAAUUUACGAGAAAACAUCAGUGUUAACAUUCCGAUUCGAUGUAUAUUUGGAUUUUAAAAUAAAGGGCCGUUCACGUAAAUAUUUACGGGGAUUAUAAUUACGAUAUCACUUCUUGACAAUUUAUACCCUUCCGUAAAAAUUUUCACGAACAAUUAAUCUAAUAAUAAAGGCCUAAAGGGUCAUAAUUCAGAAACCCCUUCUUCGUCAGAAAUUACGUUAUAACGAAUGCACCCGGCCCUAAUAAAAUCAAUCCAACUUACCGAAACUAACAUUAACCAUGCACUUCUCAAUCUAGGGGGUCAAAGUUCUCAGCAAAAAUGGGCAAGCUCUUUAUAGUCCAUCCCGGCGGUAACCACAUCUACUGCUGCAAGGAGUGCAAAACGCCCAUAGCUGCAAAGAAGGACUUUAUUGACCGGUGUAAGACCCUUGUGGAUGGUCAAGGCUUCCUCUUUAGUGCCGGCUUUAAUGUCAAGGAAAGUCACGUGUCUGAACGAAUAAUGGCUGCGGUUGAGGAUGACACUAAUAUUGUCAGAUAUUUGUCCUGUAUUAAGUGUAAAGCUUACAUGGGAUGGAGGUACGAGUAUUGUGAGAACAAAGAGCACCAGUACAGAGAAGGAAACUAUCUUCUCUUCCCCAACAACCUCUGUCCCGGCAAGUAGAUGCCGCCCCACCAGUAGCUCUCACUCAACUACCAAUCUCUACGAUUAGUCACCAUCAUCUGAUCAUCUAGGUCACCCUUGUAUGUUAUGGAAGGACUUGUACACCUUUUGACGACGUGCUGGGAGAAGUGAAACUUACCCCUCGGAAGUGAAAAUAACCCCUCGCUCGGAAGUGAAACUUACUCCUCGAUUCUCUUUACCUGUCUCAGUUGCUCAGUUACAGGAGAAGUUGUUGACCUGUUUUGUGUAGGUCAACAGUUUUUUAAUCUAGGAUAACCAGCGGACUGUUAUAAUUCAUUCAAAUUAUCAUGUGACCCAGGAUACAUUUUGAUUUACAGCUCUGAAUUAAGUGUUAGAUUUAGUUAACAAUAGGAUAGUUAAAUUUAAUUAUUUACAUAGAUCAUCACUUUCAUGAAAUUCUCUAUUUUCACAACUGUAGUAAUCUUAAUCACCGCUAAAUAUUUUUAUUCAAAUGUCACAAUUCGUAUCGACUUGUUAAACUAUAUCGUUUUUAAAGUUAAAUUAAACUGACUCACUUUAAAAUAAUGUAUUUUUGUUUUAAUUUAUAGAUGAUGGUCUAGGUCUACAGAAUUUUUAGCAAGUGUUGACCUAAUUUCAUCGAUAUUUUAUUUAAGCUAAUUGAGUUCAUUUUAUUUAGAAGGAUAUUGUAAACUUUAUUUUUACAGCUGCAUACCAUUGCUUUUAAUAAGUAGUAACUUAUAUAUUAUUUAGCUCGGUUUACUAUAACCUCACUGCGUGUCGUUAAUAAGGUAGCAAAGCUGACCUGAAAAUUGAGAUCUUGGUGUAAUUUUUCUGACAAUCGAGGUAAACCACAUCUGACUGAAUGUUGUUCAUUUCCACAAUAUA